Messenger RNA from Bombyx mandarina (wild silkworm), 840 nucleotides. RefSeq lists its product as uncharacterized. Lineage: Eukaryota; Metazoa; Arthropoda; Insecta; Lepidoptera; Bombycidae. The record is from RefSeq and is a predicted model, not a curated record.
AUGAACAGAACAUGUAAUAGUAAAGUCAAAAAUCCUUGCAAGAUUUGCAUGCAGACAGUUUGCAAUAAAAAUGGCCUGCAGUGCCAAGGUGUUUGCAAAAGAUGGGCUCAUUACGCCUGCUUGAAAUACACUCCUGGAAAAAUUCAGGAUAUCAAAGCUGGCUUAAUAAAAAUUAUCUGUCCAUGUCCCGAUUGUGCUUCGGUCGAGCCGAAAGCCAAAGAAAAAGCUCAAUGCAAAACGAAAAAAAGUUCAGAAAAGCAUUCUAAGGGCUCUGUUGAUCGUUCAACAAAGAAACAAAGGCCAAUACCUCCGGUGCCAGUUCCGCAGUCACCAUGUUGCUCUUCCGAAUCUGCAGAAUCACUCCAUAACAUACCGUGCGGCCCAAAUCCACCUUGUGUGAGUCCAAAACAGACUCAGAAUGAGCCGAAAUGUCCACCGCCGUCUUUCAAGAAGCCUUCCGUGAAGCAUAGCUGUGGGCCAGAUAAUCAAUGUGUGACCAGGGGAUCAAAUGCAAAAGUUCAACAGAAUGAGGCCAAAACUAAAAAUAGGAACGUUUGUCAGGAGUUGUCUCCCAUUCCUUCUUCAUCAUCGGGCUCACUGCCAUCGUUUUCGGCACAAAUGUCUAGAUCCUGUUCUUGUCUAUCACACGAGCCAAAUCAGAAACCAAAUGCCGUGAAGUCAGUAUCUGAUUCGAAUAUCCCUUCAAACAACUGUCAACUCUUCGAUGCUUUAGAGGAAAUGUGUAAAACUGUCGGACAACUAUCAGUUCAACUAAGGGACCUCAUGUGUCAAAUGAUUGACUCAAUACAGAAAAAGAAUAAUAAAGCUUUAGUUAUGUAA